Molecule: messenger RNA, 1716 nt
Organism: Glarea lozoyensis ATCC 20868
Lineage: Eukaryota; Fungi; Ascomycota; Leotiomycetes; Helotiales; Helotiaceae
Product: MFS general substrate transporter
Exons: 2
Coding region: 1-1716 (571 amino acids)
Biological process (GO): transmembrane transport
Molecular function (GO): transmembrane transporter activity
Source: RefSeq, a predicted model, not a curated record
AUGUCAGACCUUGCUGGAGCUCAGGAAAGGCUCCCCAAGUCUGGCAUGUCCGACCAGCAGCCCACGCAAACCUCAGAGGAGGAGUCGAAAGUCGAAGUCGGCAAUAAUGCGGAAGCCAAGGAGACUGAAACCUUUCGACUUUCGUGGGACGUUGGAGGAGUGUUCUUUGCGUUACUAGUACUCUCACUAAUGUCCUCCAUUGACGCGACGAUUGUGACAACCUCGCUCCCUACGAUUGCUCGCGAGAUCGGCGGAGGAGCAGAAUAUAUCUGGGUCAUCAAUGGCUUCCUCUUCGCAUCAACAGCUACGCAACCACUUUUCGCGCAGGUCUCGAAUAUUUUCGGCCGUCGCAACCCGAUUCUGUUUGCACUCUUCCUCUUUGCUCUGGGCAGUGGUAUUGCAGGCGGCGCACGAAACCCAGCUACUCUGAUAUCGGGUCGAACACUUCAAGGUCUAGGAACCAGCGGAUUGUAUGUUCUAGCCGAUAUCAUUCUCUGCGAUAUUGUUCCGCCACGAUGGCGAGGACCUUAUCUGAGCAGCGUGCUCUCGAUGGCCGCCGUGGGUUCGACAGUUGGUCCUAUUAUCGGAGGCGCGCUGGCAGAGAGAAAUUGGCGUUGGGUUUUCUGGCUGAAUCUCCCUGUGUCUGCUCUUGGACUUGCCAUCAUCCUGCUCUGCUUGAGAGUUAGGUAUCCACCAAUCCCGAACUGGAAGAACGCGAUCGCAGCCGUCGACUUCGUAGGAAAUGGCAUUUUCAUCCCGAGUAUAAUCGCGAUUCUUCUCGGACUAGUAAUGGGUGGUUCCAAAUUCCCAUGGAGUUCAUGGCAUAUCGUGGUUCCUCUUGUUCUCGGGUUUUUGGGUUGGGUAGCUUUCCAUGUGUACGAGUCUUCACCUCGGUUCUGCAAACAGCCAACGAUGCCAGCCCGGUUAUUCAAGCAUCGCACUUCAGCAAUUAGCUACGUGCUUAUCUUUACUGGAUCCAUCGUCAUAACGGCUACCAACUAUUUUCUCCCAGUAUACUUUCAAGCAGUCAAGGGAGUGUCGCCUCUUGACUCUGGCGUGUAUUAUCUGCCCUUCGCGCUUGCUAUCAUUCCAUUUGGUGGCAUGGGAGCCGCCUUUAUAUCCAAGACUGGGCAGUACAUACCUUUACAUGGAAUUGGAUUUGCAUUGAGUGCAAUCGGAACCGGGCUUUUCUCAAUCUUGGACGAAGACUCGAGCCCCGGGGCUUGGAUUGGAUUUCAAAUUAUCGCAUCUGGUGGUUCAGGCCUUGUAUUUACAUCUACCUUGAUCUCGACACUUGCGCCGUUGCCAGAGGAAGAUGUCGCCAUUGCUACCGGAACAUACUCUUUCAUACGUUCUUUUGGAUUUGUAUGGGGUUUGACAAUCGCCUCGGUAGCUUUCAACAGCCAAAUCGACAGGUAUUUAGGAAUUGUGGAUGAUGAGGUGGUGCGUAGCCUAAUGGCCAACGGACGGGCAUAUGCAUUUGCAACCCGAGGCACGUUUGAUGCCCUGACUGCUAUCACUAGAUCUCAGGUCACAGAGGUGUAUGUGAAGGCUCUGCGGAUGAUCUGGAUUAUAGUUGCUGCGUUCUCUUGCUUUGGGUUCUUCUGUAUCUUUGCCGAGAAGCACGUGAAGUUGCGCAAAGAGAAGGGAAAUGAAUUUGGGCUAGGUGAGAAGAAGCCCAAGCCCGUUGAGUGUGAAGACGGCAAAAUCCAGUAA